AUGGCAGACGAGCGGGCACCGCCCGAGACAGACGAAUUUUGGAUAUUUGGCUAUGGUCAAGACCAUCGUGGUACGCCGGAAGCCCCGGGCCGUGUCGUUACUUUAAUCGAACGGUCCUUCUGGGCUUCGCUAGUCGACGCGCACGACUCGGCGCCGGAGAAAGUAUGGGGAACGGCGUAUCGGAUCCAAGCGGACAAGGUCGCCGAGGUGAAGGAGUAUCUAGAUAUCCGAGAGAUCAACGGGUACACGAUCCACUAUACUCCAUUCCAUCCAGCAGACGGAUCACCCUUCAUCCGUACUCUGGUUUACAUCGGCACCCCCGACAAUGACCAGUUCACAGGACCUCAGGAUCCGCAAGCCCUUGCCGAGCAUAUCUACGUUAGCGAAGGCCCCAGCGGCCUUAAUCGCGACUAUUUGCUGGGCCUAGAGAAAGCCCUCAAUGAAUUAAGCCCUGAGAGCGGCGAUGCCCACGUGACGGACCUGUCGGAUCGUGUGCGCGAGUUCAAACGUAAGCGUCGUGAAGGCGAGCUCCAGGUCGAAGGCUUCGAGCACCCAGUCUCACACGAGUUUAGGAGAGUGAGUAGCGUGGGUGAGCAAGAAGAGACCGAAAAGACGUAAAUAGCGACCUAGGAAGGAAGGAGAAGCGGCCCUGUCGCCCCCGAGCAGAAGAUCACCCGAAUAAAUCAAAAAUAUUGAACCACGAAAAGAAGUCAUAUUGAGUGGUGGGUGCUAGCUCACCCGCCCAUUUUGCUAGCAUUUUGGUGAUUUCUACCAGCCUUUCCUACUUCUGCCUCCUCUUAGUAUGACAUAUUUUGUGGUUAUACCUCUGAAGAAAGUUGAACUUCUCCAACACUGUGUGAUCCUUUGCUUGGACCCCUCCUUCACCUUUUCAUAAAGUCGUUAAAUGAUGGUAUAGAUCUUGACAUCGACCAUAAAAGCCGUAGGUGACCUUGAACAUAAAUACGGUAAACGAAUGUACGUACAAA
This is a messenger RNA of Hypoxylon trugodes, 986 nucleotides long. RefSeq names its product ChaC-domain-containing protein. Gene Ontology annotation, biological process: glutathione catabolic process. The coding region runs from base 1 to 618 and encodes 205 amino acids. Gene Ontology annotation, cellular component: cytoplasm. The record is from RefSeq and is a predicted model, not a curated record. The transcript is spliced from 2 exons. Lineage: Eukaryota; Fungi; Ascomycota; Sordariomycetes; Xylariales; Hypoxylaceae. Gene Ontology annotation, molecular function: gamma-glutamylcyclotransferase activity; glutathione specific gamma-glutamylcyclotransferase activity.